ACAGAUGUAAUUAAAGUGAUCUUUGAGAUAAUAUAUAUAUUUUGAGGAGGUGUUUUUUUUGUGUCAGCAGGAGGACUGCUCUGCUUCAGUGGGCUGAACUGGGUUUUUCUUUGACUUUAUACAAAGGAGUGUCUGUCCGCUCUGCUGCUGCAGGUGGAUAUAACUGCGCUCAGGUAAUGUAACACGAAACUCAACCAUGUGACCAAUGGCGAUUUGAAGAGUAGACGAAAAGAAGAAGAAACCAACUGCUUUACAUAAAACACCAACGAGUGAGGCGGAAGCGAGGAAUCCACCUGCUCGAUGUUUCCCGUGUUGCUUCGAUCACCUGAAAACAACCUACACUAUGCUGUUCAAUAUGCAUGGGUAAUAACUCCACGCAGUGAAUGUUGGACCCAAUGAAAUGUACCCGAGCUGAUGCCCCAAAGCCAGAGUCUGCCCUCACUUUGCCCUGCUGGUCACGGGUAGAGAUGGCAGCGUGUCUGGAUGUGCUGGUCAUGCCUGGAGUUUUGGUCAGGAGUGUUUUACUGCUGGUACUGAGCAGUAAUCCUGUGUGGGGGAAUUAUACUACGCUAGCAAGUGACACCCGUUCUAAUAACACUGCUGCACCCAACAUCGCAGCUAUCGUGGCCCCCACGGUGACGCUGGGUGUCCUGGCCAUCGUGUUGGCUGUGCUCGGCUGGCUCCUCUGCGUGGUGAAAAAGAGGAGACAGACUGAAGGGACGUAUAGACCCAGUGCGGAGGAACAGUCUGGUGCAUGCGGCAUGGCGGCACCAGAUGCUCUAAAGUUACCAAAGGAGGAAAGACUCAUUUGAGACGUUGUGCUUUAUAUUUCUAGAGAAUUUUAUACAGAUAAAAGCUGCAAGCGUUUGCAUAGCAUCGCUCCCAUGUGAAGAGGCUAACUGCCUUGAGCUGGUCAUUGAUAGACACAUCUCCAAAAGGUUUAAAAGAGAACAGAUUUGAGCUUUUAUUUCAACAUGCACUGAAUAGUUCCUGCAUGGCACUAUGAGAACAAUGCAUCUGGAUGUCUGGAUUGAGCCCAUUUUAAGAACAAUUGAACAUUUCAAGGACGUUUUGAACAUUUCCUCUGCACCAAUGAUGCUUCAGUAUUUUAUCACCACUAAUAAUAUUAGUUUAGAUAUGUUUAUCUUGUUUCAGAUGCCACUUAACAUGUACAAAUACUUGAUUUGAUUCAGUCUAUUAUAAAAUACUGUCACUGGCGAAAUCAAUACCAAUCUUUUACCUCAAACUUAAUUGUUGUUUUUGCUACCGAGUCCAUUGUAUCUUAAAUCAACAUAUGUUUCUUAGCCUAAUGAUGAGUGCAAUUAAACAUAUUACAGUACACAAACUAUUGAUUUUUAUAAAGACAGAUGUAUGUUAAAAAGAAGGUUAUACUGAGCAAUUGUUUACACUUCAAGUACUCUAACUACUUUAAAGUUACAUUGUUUCAGCAUCUUUCAGCAGCACUGCAUAACAUGACAUGUGAUCAAGCAGAUGUUUUUCAAUGUUACAUGUUUAUUUAUGCUUGUGUAAAAUAAAUGUUUGAAAUAAUA
Molecule: messenger RNA, 1550 nt
Organism: Pseudoliparis swirei
Lineage: Eukaryota; Metazoa; Chordata; Actinopteri; Perciformes; Liparidae
Gene: crb3a
Product: crumbs homolog 3a
Exons: 5
Coding region: 384-812 (142 amino acids)
Source: RefSeq, a predicted model, not a curated record